UCCACCAUCUAAUUGUCACGCACACAUCUCUCCUCCUCUAAUAUUAUUUUUCUAUCGUAUCUGGUUAAAGUGGAUAAAAUAAGUUUCGGCGUUACCUGAAUUCGGUCAAGUGCUGCGCAGGCGCUGUUUCUUAAAAAGCAUUUGCUCCUUCGAUUUUGAAGGAUUAAACAUCGUAGGCCAUAAGCUAAUGCGAUCUGUGACUUCUAAAGACGGACCUUGAGUGAGACUUCUUAGGAUCCCCAUUGCAUUCCUGGCGAAACUGCAAAACGAAUAACGCUUAUCAAUAAUAUCAAUAUCUGUGAUGCAGCAAUUGCACUUCUCUCCUAAUUUACCAAAAACUAUCAAUAAUGCAAAGGUGCAGUGAACUGGGCAAGAAUUUAGACUAACCCAUCAGUUAUGGACCUUUGCAGCGAUGAAGAAGAUGAGAAACCAGUUGUUCGCUUUCUUGAUAAGGAGAUCCUGGACGCCGAAUCAGUUAUCUUCAAUUCCUCGCUUAUGGUCCUUGACGAGGAGCUGGGCGAGGUCAAUCUGCAGGACUAUGCUGAUCACCUCGAUGGAAAAUUGGAUGAAACGUCUUUGAGGAAGCGAAAUCUCCGUGAGGAGGAUAACACAUCUCUUAACGCCAAUAAACAGACAUCGAUAAAAGAAUUCCUGACUCCCAAAAAAUCGAAGCAAGACCAAACUGCAUCUUUUGCCUCCCGGCACUGUUUGAAAACGUAUGUCAGACGACCAAAGAUAUCAAGUAAUACAAGUGGCGAAUCAGGCGGCCAUGUACUUAGAGAACUAAACGUCACAGAUGGUACCACAUACAACAUCUCCUUCAAGGAGAAAUCAUCCGACCUCAUAGUUAUGGUUGACCAAGAAGUCGCGGCUAUCAAUGAAGAAUCCCGCGAAUUUUUUAUAAUUAAGAAUCGAAAACCGAAAACCCCAACAGAUGGGGAGCCUAACCAAAGUGAUAUCAAGAAAGAGGUAUCAAAUUCCGUCGAUUUGAUCGAGAAAGAUGAUUCACCCUGUGAUCCCUUAGCAAGCUUAGAAAUUAAUGUUCAAAGUAAGUCUCACCCAGAAGUGCCUUCUGAAAUCCAUGGAGAAGCGAAGAAAAAUAUAAACAUAUUGAUCGAAUCACCAAAGAAAGUAGGAGCCAAGGACAUUCCGCUCCUGAAGGGCAUACUUUCAACUGACCCAGAGGCUCAUAAAGAAAAUAACCCGAAUACGGGUAUAACACCAGAAGUUCCUCCCCAAUUCCCAAUAAAUGCGAACCGAUUUCGUAGUGACUUGGUUUCCUUCCCAGAGAAUAUGAUUUGGGUUCGCACUGACCUCUUCGAGGAGCAAGUGGAUCGUGCACCUGUCAAUGAGUUAUUGAACACAGCUGGCCCUUCUGAUCCUUCCAAGGCACUGAGAACUGGUGAAAAGCGAAGGUUGUCACCGCAAGCGUCAGGAGAACAGUGCGAUAGUCACGGGCAAACGAAAAGGACAGCCGUGGAUGACUAUAAUCCCACAUCAGUGGCAGCCUCUACAUAUUCACCGAAUAUUCCGAAGGACGCUGCACCAGCAUUUAAGUAUAGCUAUCAAGUAAAUACGCCAUCACCACCCGCUCCAGCCACAUCAUCCAGCUAUCCGGCGACUGUUCCCUAUAAUGCUUCUCCAGUUUCCUCGUCCCAACCCUCUGGUCUGCUGCCCACACCAGUAUUAAACGGCGGAUAUUCACGGGCUAUCUCUUCUACUGUAAUCAACUCCCGCUAUCCAGUGGAUCCGCGACCAGCCAAUUCGUAUUGGCGCCCUCCAGCUAAUCCGGUGGUUACUCCGGCCAGUACCACGCCCAUUUAUCAGUCAACUCGACCACCAGCUCCGACCACCAGCUCCAGUUACCAAAGACAAAACCCUGUGCGUGCUGUAUGGGCUAGUGAUUAUCAAACAAAAUUGCCAAAAAUUCCAUUACUAGAGACGCCAACAAAUAUUCCCGGGCGUCCUGUUCCCUCAGCUGCAAUUGCGCCUACAGGAUGCAAUCCUCGCACCGACUUGACCAACAUCAUGGGCAUGCUAGAACAGGUGAAGAUGUUUGCCUACGGUCAAGAAAAUACGGAGGCUUUCCACCUAGUCAACCAGCUACGCCACAGUCUUCAGACGGGAGGCGCACCUCCAACAUUCCAAGCUCCCCGGCGAAAUGUUUGAGUAUUGAACCACAUUGCAAACGACGACCUCAUCUCGAAUAUUUGUUUCUUGCCUAGGUUUAGGCCUUUGUUAAAUACGCAAUUAUCUUUUGAUAGAAAAUAUCAAUAAAAUCAUAGUAAUACAAUAUUACGAAUUCUGGCAGCUGAAAA
Molecule: messenger RNA, 2318 nt
Organism: Drosophila simulans
Lineage: Eukaryota; Metazoa; Arthropoda; Insecta; Diptera; Drosophilidae
Product: proteoglycan 4
Exons: 3
Coding region: 397-2169 (590 amino acids)
Source: RefSeq, a predicted model, not a curated record